GUGCGCAUAGCUUCCUAAUAUAUAUUUUUAAAAUAAAUAAAAAUAAAUUUUAAUUUAACACAUGUCAAAAUCUGAGAUCAAUAAAUUUGACACGUGACACGAUCCUAUGAAUUAUUAACUUUCAAAAUCAUACUUUAUAUAAUAAGAAGAUAGGUCUCACUUUUUAAUUUAGGUUUUGAAUAGGACUAUGAUAUUGAUAACGAUGGAUUGCCUCAAGGCUUUAAUAGGGAGAUUAUAUUGUUACUAAUCCGAAAAAAUAGCAAAAUAAAAUAAUGAGGAAGAUUAUUUUCGUGUUAUGGUGAUAAUUAUGCCAAUGAUUUUAUUUCUUUUCGUGUAUACAAUUCGUUUUUGUGUACAUAACAAUAUCCCGACCUUUAUGGUCAGAGGAAUACAAUACAACUUUGAUAUUACUCUUUACUUGGAAAGCAAGGAAAACAUUUGAACUUGACGAGAACUCUUCAAACAGAAUCAAUGGCGACUACUCAUGCAGUGAUGGGUGUGAUCAGGUCAAUUAUGCCUGCUUUUCGCAAUAACAACGACAAAGUCGCUUUCGUAGUUCACGCUUCUUUCGUCGUUUCCGGUUUCAUCCUCACUGCAACUGGGCGUCCUGCCUUUGCCUUUGACGCUCUGUCGUCAUCGACCACUGAGAGUUUGGUUAGGAUUGCCGGGUGGAACGAAUUCGAUGAGGAGUAUGCGUUUGUUUAUAAAAGUCCGGUGAAGGGAUCGAAGAAGAAUACAGUGAAGAAAUUUCUGGUUAAGUGCUUGGUGAUGAAUGAUAAACUUCUUGUUGAUGCAAUAGCUGAGGAUGGAAAAGAAUUUGGUCAUCUCCAAAUACAAGUUGGGAAUUAUACUGAUGAGUCUAGAGAAGAGAAGGAUUACGAUGCACAGUUCAAGAAUUUUGGCAAGUUAGUGACUGAUUUGAAUAGUGAGAUUUUGUGUAAACUAAAUACUGUUUCUACUACAACCAAGUCCAGCUCUGAGAAAAAUGAAGAGCCUAGAGAUUACGUUGGGAUAACUUCAUCUUCAAAGAAACAGAAGAAAAUAUGGGUAUAACUGUUGGAACUCAUUUUUUACACAAGUGGCUCCGGCCAACUUUCCGGCAACUUUUCUGGUGACGUCCGUCAUCGGAAUGACCGGAUAAUGGAACCUUUGGAUUCCUUGUAAUGGGCACUAUAAGAUAGUGUAUCUAUUUGUAAAAAUUGAAGUUAUAUUGAAUGAGUAAUUGAGGUCCAAAGUGGGGAGCUUGGAAGCUUAUAAA
Molecule: messenger RNA, 1258 nt
Organism: Arabidopsis lyrata subsp. lyrata
Lineage: Eukaryota; Viridiplantae; Streptophyta; Magnoliopsida; Brassicales; Brassicaceae
Product: probable proteasome inhibitor
Exons: 3
Coding region: 472-1053 (193 amino acids)
Biological process (GO): proteasome-mediated ubiquitin-dependent protein catabolic process
Molecular function (GO): proteasome binding; endopeptidase inhibitor activity
Source: RefSeq, a predicted model, not a curated record